This is a messenger RNA of Plasmodium fragile, 801 nucleotides long. RefSeq lists its product as uncharacterized. The transcript has a single exon. Bases 1 to 801 code for a protein of 266 amino acids. The record is from RefSeq and is a predicted model, not a curated record. Lineage: Eukaryota; Apicomplexa; Aconoidasida; Haemosporida; Plasmodiidae.
AUGAGGUACAUGAAAAAGUGCAUGUUAUUCUGCUGCGUAUACAUUUUGGUGACAGGGAGCGGAAUACUCGCUUUCAGAAAGAACAAGGUUGAAGGGGGUGCCAUAGGCAUACAAGCGAAGGGAAGCAGUGGACAGGCGGGCCACGCGAAUGGGCACCAAGUGAAAAAUACCAACGCGUGUGGUGGUAAUAACAGCAGUGGAGGAGGCGGGGAGUGUCCACUGGACACACACACAACAAGUGGAGUACAACACACGGAGAAGAAGCCAAGUGAGGCUUCAAACAAAAGCAGCAUUCUGGACAAUAUUAUAAUCCCGGAAGAUGCAUUCGAAAGUGCUAAACGUUUAUGCGAGUUUGUUGUAAUAAAAGGUGAGCACUUUAAAGCGUUUUGCAAGCAGUCGAUUUUUUUUAAAGACAUUCAGCUUUUAAAACAGAAGGCUCCGAAUUUGUAUGCACAGAUAGCAGGGGAGUCCUAUGAGAAUGAAGCUACCUCUAGCUUCCAGGUCUUAAAAGAUGAAGGAGAUAAGAAAAUCGUCAUGGAGGACGAUAAACACAAUCCCAAAAUGUCCCUUUUUUUUUUAUAUGAAAAAAUGUGUGUUGGGGGGAUCCCUCUGGCAUGCGCAAAUAUACUCAAGGUGGACAACGUGUUCGACAUGAAUCAGACGGGGAACGUCGCAGGGGGAAGUGGUGAUACGGCGGAAGGGCAGGACGUUGAGGGUGACAUCACGGGAGCGGUAGAGGAGGACGGAAGCCAGGGGGUCUCGGAGAACGUCACAGACUUGACCGAGGAGGACAGCAAUUAA